Diorhabda carinulata is the source of this 707-nucleotide messenger RNA. RefSeq lists its product as uncharacterized. The coding region runs from base 111 to 590 and encodes 159 amino acids. The record is from RefSeq and is a predicted model, not a curated record. The transcript has 2 exons. Lineage: Eukaryota; Metazoa; Arthropoda; Insecta; Coleoptera; Chrysomelidae.
ACUAUUUUGACAUAUGUCAAAUAUUCUCAUGUGAUGAAAGUUUCGGUUCCAUUUUGUCACGAUAAAUACCAUUUCAUUCAAUAUAUAACAUCUUUUCAAAAUCAAUCACAAUGACUUCAAUCCAACCAUUAGUAACCCAUUUCAGACCAUUUCUACGAUUAUUAGAAUCCAGAACAGUACGAAGACAAAAUUCCCGCCAUGGACAAUCCUGCGAUUUUGACUGUUGUGGAAAGCCGAUAGUAAAAGCGGAUGAUGUCGUAGUCGAGAAAGAUUUGGAACCUUGUUCUUUUGAAACCUGGAAACCCAAAAUUCCAGUACUAUGUCCAGAGCCAGUAGUGGAGAAAAGGCAUCCGAUUAAGUUAAAACCGAAAGUGUGUUACGCCGAAAUGCAACCGCCACCGAGUCCAGCAGAACUUACAAAAAAAGGAAAAGAUUGUUUAGCUAAAUUUUCUCCAAGUAACAUACCUAAACCAGUACCACAACCUCAGAGUAUUCAUAAAGUUUCAUGUUGUGAGAAACCAAAACCGACACCAAAACCUAAAUUACCGUUUCCGGAUUGGGAUUUGGACUGUAAAAUGGAUGGUUACUAAUGAAGAAACAGGAUAAUGAUUCAUUGGAAUAACAUUUCAGUCGACUAAAUACAAACUCAUCUAUUUGAAACAAUAUUUAGCAAUAAUAAAUAAAUUGAAUUUGGAGAACUAUAAAAA